CUAGCAGCCGCUCUUGUCCUCUGGGUACGGCUCGCGGGAGUGUUGGUUACCAUGGUGAAGCUGGCAGCCAAAUGCAUCCUGGCAGAGCUGGGAUUUCACCAUGUUGGCCAGACUGGUCUCGAACUCCUGACUUCAGGUGAUCCACCCACCUCGGCCUCCCAAAGUGCUGGGAUUACAGGCAUGAGCCACUGUGCCUGGCCAGAUACUCACCGAGCACCUACUACGUCAGAGUCACCGUGCAAGAUGCAGUGGGCCUGCAAGCAUGAAUCAGUUGCACUCAAGGAAGAACUAAGUUCUAACACAGUGAACACAAAGCAAAUGCCCUUUGUGUGCCAAAUGCGGGGAAAUGCCUCCAGGCACAGCUGCUACUUGUUCUGUUUCUGGAGAAGAAAGAAAACAACAUUUGACAUUGAUCUGUAUUUGGUUUACCUUUUAAAAAAUACUUAAAUAGUACUUAUAUAUGCCAGGCACUGUACAUAUUAACUCAUUAAAUCCUCAUAACAAUUCUGCAAGGUAGGUGCUAUGAUUAUCUUACGUUAUACAUGUUGCAACUGAGGCACAGAGAGGUUAAGUAACUGAUUUAAACUCACACAGCUAGAAAGUGAUGGAGCUGGAGUCUGGCCCCAGAGUCUGUGCCCUUAAGUACCAUAAUAUUCUGCCUCUUGAUAUACACGGAGAUGGUAAUAGAGCCUCCUGGGAGGGUUGCUGUGACAUCACAUCUUGCACUACCACUGAGCAACGACCCACAUUAGCCACACAGAUAAAGAUGAAGGAGGGAGAGAUGGCCUUCAGAGGCUGUGCAGGAAGGGUAUUAUUUGAGCUUUCCUUGCAGAGAAUGGACAGGAUUUGAAUUUGGUCUAGGGGUACCUGGAAGGAGGUGGCCUUGAGGAAUUUUCAGGGACUGGGAGAACAGGAAUGCAGAGCCCAGAUUUGGGGUAAGGGAUUAUUGGGGAGAGAGUGGGAAGGUGGGUUAGGGCUGACCGUGGAGAUGGGUAGGCUAUGAAGGAAUCCUCAGUGGGGUUUGUGUGAAGGUUUGCCGAAAUGGAGGCACUGUAUUAUGAGGGUCCAACUCUUGAUGCCACACUCUGGGCAGAUUAGAGCCGGGAGAAAACAGAGAAAAGAAGUGUUCAAGGCCCAGUCAGGAAGACAGAAAAUGCAGUCGUCAUUUCAGCAGAGAAAUUUUAAUGUAUGGAAUUGCUUCAUCAAGUGUUGGAGAACUGAGGAAGCAAGAAGGCAGCAUUGAGAUGACACAGAGUGGCGGGCAGAGGUCGGAGGUGUCACAAGCUUGAAGAGCCCCAGGGAGCUGGGAUCCGGACCCCUGAGGAAGGGGCCCCACCCGGCUGGUGCCGGCACCUCAGGAGUUCAGUCACCCGCCACGUGACCCCAGCACAUGCCACAGAGCACCAGGACCCAUUUCCCACUGGGAGGAGCCCAGCCCUGUGUUCAGGGCAAGACACACCAAACCAGUUCCAAACCAUCCUGGAGGGUCCGUGUUUUAAGACCACUCCUGGUACCAAGGACUACGUAAGUCAGGGGCCAGGCAAAAACCAGCAACUCUGCUCGGCAUUUCAACAGUGAGGAUUUCAGUAGGAUGUGAAUGACACAGGUGCUAGAGGACUGGAAGAGGAAAAGGGGGAGACUGAGGCAGCACGGGUAGUAACUGCAGGAAGGAGCACUGCCUCUCGAGCUGGGGAAGCAGAGGGAAGCAUGUGGGGCUCUCAGCCCAGAAGCAGGGAGGAGGGGCGCUGGGAGCCAAGGUGUGGAUCUCUGAGAAGAGGGCACUGACCGCUGGUGCUGGUUCCUCUGGGGGCAGCAAUAAGCUGGUCUGGGAGUAGGGAAACACACACACACACACACACACACACACACACACACACACACACACCCAAGACAGGAAGCAGUACACACACACACACACACACACACACACACACACACCCCCAAGACAGGAAGCAGUUAGUGCUGCUGGGGUGCAGGCCAUUGCUAGGGUAGUACUAAGAAAAAGGAGAAGCAGGUGGGAAGAGCAGUGUCCUCUCCCCCGACACCAGCCUUCCCUUCUUCUUCCAGAACUCCCAUUGGCAGAGCCUAACAGGAAGCUCCUAGCAAGGGAGAAACGUGUCUGCAGAGGCCCCUCCCCAGCACACUGUGGAAGGAUGGGCUUGGGGCUGAGAUAGAAACCCAGCAGUGAGGUCUGAGCUAACUGGGGCGGGGUCAGCAGGGAGGGCCGAGCAGAGGUGGGCUGAGACUCAGCCAAGGAUGUAAGGAGUGCAAGGGAGGCCGCCUGGAGACGGGAGGAAGGAGGAGGAGAAGUCAGAGGUGACCCGUUGAAUCUGGGGACUAUGAAAACACACGGUGGCAUCACAAACAGAAAGUUUGGGUGAUGGGGGCAGCCCACUCAGGACCAGGGCAUGACAGAGUUUGGCUGUAGACAGACUGAGGUUGGAGGAAGGUCCUUCAUUCUAGUGGCAACACACAUGGGUUUUUAGAUAUACAGACAAAGCUUGGGAGGGAGCUCCUGCCUUCUGUCAAGGUGACGAGAGUCAGUGGGAUGGAGUGGACUGGGAGCAGAGCGCCACCGAUGACAGGCCCAUGGGAAUGACCACACUCGGGGGGCAGAGGUGCAGGCAGAUGGCAGGAGAACCAGGCCAGGGCAGGGUCACUGAGGCCACGGGGACAGGACUCGGGAAGGAAGGGGUCACUUCAGGCUGACUCACAUCCUUCAGAGACGUCAAGGAGGAUGAGAACCAAGAAAAGGCCAUCAGCCUUGGCAACUGUGAGGUCACAGGUGACCUUGCAUCAUGCCCUUGCAGACGUCAUCCUCUCUGUCUUGCAGCGCCCUGCCUGCUGUCACCCCCAGGCCCAGCUCUUACCCCUAGGGAAGCCUCCCUCCCCAAUGAAGCCUCUCAUUCAUUUCUUUCCUGGAUGCUCCCCAGAUGCCUUGCUUCUCAGUUUGUGCUGUUUGAAUUUGCACUUGUCAUCCUGUUGCUCUGCAAAUGUGUUUAUCUGUUAUUUCACCUCCCUGUGCUUCUGAGCCCUCAUAGCCAACACAGGCAGCUUCUUGUAAGUGUUGGUGACUCUGACUGACAGUCAGAGGAAAGAUUUAUGAAAUUAACCAGAACAAAUCUGUGGGGAAUCUCAUAAGCAGGAGGAGCCGACUUCCAGCUGGAUUCAGGAGGACAGCUGGAGUCGGGAGGGCGGGCGCAGUCAGGGCCCAAGGAAGGAAAGUGAUGCGCUCUGUUUGCUCCGAGAUGGAUGGGUACCCUGUGACAGUCUAGGCUGUGGUUGCCCCAGAUGUCAUGGAAGGCUGUGGUGAGGAGGUCCUGGAGGGGCAGCAUUAAAAAUGGGUCAGAACUCACGCCUGUAAUCCCAGCAGUUUGGGAGGCAGAGGCAGGCAGAUCACCUGAGAUCAAGAGUUUGUGAUCAGGCUGGCCAACUGAAACCCUGUCUCUACUAAAAAUACAAAAAUUAGCUGGGCAUGGUGGCGCGCACCUGUAGUCCCAGCUACUCGGGAGGCUAAGACAGGAGAAUCACUUGAACCCAGGAGGCGGAGGUUGCAGUGAGCCUAGAUCUCACCACUGUACUUCAGCCUGCAUGACAGAGACUCCGUCUCAAAACAAGAAAAGUGUCAGAAGUGGUCCCUGAGCUCUAGGAGAGGAGCAGGGCCUGGGAAGAGCAUGAGGUUGGAAUCCUGGGCGAGUUAUCCAGCCUCUCUGAGCCUCAGUCUCUUCAUCUGUCAGGUGAGAUUAAUGAUACCUUGGCGGGGAAGGAAUGAAUGGGAUUGUGUGAACAGGCCCAUGAGGGGGCUCAGCACAUAUUGGUUCCCUUCUAAGGAGUGAUGACAAAUAGAAAAGCAGGACCUGAAUAGCUCACUCAAACCUGGAGGAGUUCACAUAAAAUGAAAUGCCACAAGCAUUGAAAUAAUUGUCUUACAAGAGAAAAUUAUAGGUGGGAAAAGUCAAAACUGAAAAGUGAACAGUGGCAGACUGUUGAGCAGUCGAGGAAAGAAGUGUUGAAGCCGACUGUAAAAUGGGAAGCAAAGGUGAAGAGAUGGUACCAAGUGAUGUGAGUUGGAAGCCGCGGAGUGCGGUGUUGAUUUUGCUAAGGAUCCAGAGGAUGAGAAGCAGAAAGCACAUGUUCUGCCAGGGCCUGGACGGUGGAGUGCAAGUCCAUGUAAGACUCAGGAGGAAAAGAGUUUGCAAAUGGAAACAAUCAGCAUCAAAGGAGGCUCAGCAGAGCCUUGAGAGGGAAAAUGGGGAGGGCAAAGGGAAUUAAAGAUGGGCAGGGAGAGCUUCCAGCACCCGUGACGGGCACAGGAGGAGUGCUCGAUUAAAUGGCUCCCAGCAGUUUUGUGAAAGGCUCAGGUCUCAGACUGAAAACUGCGACAUAAACCUUUAGUUCUGAGGGACCAGUUUCUGGGGCUGUUGACCAGCAGAGGAGAGGGAGAUGAAGCCAGUAGGUGAGAGACGAGCUUGGAGGAGGUGACUGCUAUUGUGGAUAGAAUUGGUGGAGAGGCCCCUGGGAAGAUGAAUCCUCGGGUCACAGACAGGUAUUCUGCGAUGGAGACAGAGCACAGCAUUUGGAAAGAGAUUUCAGAAUGACGAACGUAGCCUCAGACUUCUUGCUUUCCACAAAUGCAGAGACCCUUCCACCCCCGACCCCCCCACACAAAAAAGUAUUCAGGUGGAAGCUGUCAACCCAGAUUGGGUCAGUUGGACAGGUGAGUCUGCCUGUCAGUGCCAGUCACAAUUCUUUACCUUCAAGACUUCAAAGUAAAUUCCAGUUUGGAAGUGACAGCUUUUUCCCAUAGGGCAUGUUUCAGUGGAAGAGCGUCAGUUCCGUUUCCAGGGCCCCAAAGCCCCCCGUAAGCUCUGUUACCUUCUGGGUCAGUUCCCAUGGAUAAAAGGCUUAGCCGUGCAGAAAUGUGCUCUGGCUGUUGUGAGGUUUGCAGAUCAGUCUCAUGGACCUGUGCCCUGCCCGCGGCCUCAGAACAAGUUCCCGUGAGAGGAGACCCAGCAGUGGGCAAGACCGCCCUGGCACAGAUCUUCCGCAGUGACGGAGCCCAUUUCCAGAAAAGCUACACCCUGACAACAGGAAUGGAUUUGGUGGUGAAGACAGUGCCAGUUCCUGACACGGGAGACAGUGUGGAACUCUUCAUUUUUGACUCUCCUGGCAAGGAACUGUUUUCGGAAAUGCUGGAUAAACUGUGGGAGAGUCCCAAUGUCUUAUGUCUCGUCUAUGAUGUGACCAAUGAACAAUCCUUCAACAACUGCAGCAAGUGGCUGGAGAAGGCUCGGUCACAGGCUCCAGGCAUCUCUCUCCCAGGUGUUUUAGUUGGGAACAAGACAGACCUGGCCGGCAGACGAGCAGUGGACUCAGCUGAGGCCCGGGCAUGGGCGCUGGGCCAGGGCCUGGAAUGUUUUGAAACAUCCGUGAAAGAGAUGGAAAACUUCGAAGCCCCUUUCCACUGCCUGGCCAAGCAGUUCCACCAACUGUACCAGGAGAAGGUGGAGGUUUUCCGGGCGCUGGCAUGAAAAGCUGGAGCAGAUCGUGCCGCACAACUGGAGGAGACAGAAUUACCUCUGCACUUUUAAUAUAUAAUGAUGGCUUUAAAUAAAAUUAGGAGAAAAUGUUGAAGCAGC
This is a messenger RNA of Pongo pygmaeus (Bornean orangutan), 5639 nucleotides long. RefSeq names its product intraflagellar transport 27 (gene IFT27). The transcript is spliced from 9 exons. The record is from RefSeq and is a predicted model, not a curated record. Gene Ontology annotation, molecular function: GTP binding; GTPase activity. Gene Ontology annotation, biological process: intraciliary transport. Bases 4893 to 5531 code for a protein of 212 amino acids. NCBI's taxonomy places the organism in Eukaryota, Metazoa, Chordata, Mammalia, Primates, Hominidae.